Oncorhynchus mykiss (rainbow trout) is the source of this 1603-nucleotide messenger RNA. Its product is annotated as protachykinin. Lineage: Eukaryota; Metazoa; Chordata; Actinopteri; Salmoniformes; Salmonidae. The record is from RefSeq and is a predicted model, not a curated record.
UUCAAGGAUUUCACUGUACAUGCACGCUCUGUCUCUUUCUUGCUCUCUCUCUCUCUCACACACACAUACCUGCUUUCUCGCUCACUCUGACACAUCGCACUCUUUCUCAGUUGAACAGACUCUCACACAUACCUGCUUUCUCGCUCACUCUGACACAUCGCACUCUUUCUCAGUUGAACAGAAGCAACAGUGGUUUACCCCUUCAGAAAUAAAACACAAAGACAAACCUACUGACUCAUAAUAUGACCUAAUUAUGUUACAACAAAACGGCUUGACAUUGACAUCCACUUAAGCUCUGUCUCUGCAUAAAAACGCCGGCGCGCCGAUUGUAAUGUCACGCCAAUGGAUAGACGCACUUCUCUCUGUUAAAAUUUGCUCCAUGGGGUAUUCCAGCAGGCUGCAUCUUUGAACUAUUGAUAUUAUAGGUAUUCUGUAUUUAUUCAGGCCAUUAGUCUGGUUUUAUCAGUGAAGUUACUCUCAUCAAAUAAAAUAAACGCAUGAAGAGGAACAACUUUACGCACAGCACACCUGCUAACACAAUGAAGAUAAUUCUACUCAUGGUAUUUUCCCUCGUUUUGGCAACUGUCCUCAGCCAAAAAAUCUAUUUUGACGACAGUUGGAGAGAAGACAAUGAAACGAGCAAAUGGCCACAAUCUGAGCAAUACAAAGAAAUCCUGAAAAGAAUGACUCGAAAACCUGAGUCACGCAAAUUCUUUGGUCUUAUGGGGAAAAGAGGCUCCGCAAAAUCCCAGGUAACAAGAAGAAGGCAGAAAUUUGAGUCUUUUGUUGGACUGAUGGGUAAAAGGAGCUCAGAGGAACAAGGUUCCUUCUAAUGGAUCUUCAAAGCAGCUACAUACAACUUUGAAUCAAAAGAAUCAAGUGUGAACCAGGAUGCACUGAACAUGUGUUUGCAUGAUUGUUUCAGUCACGCGUGAUGUCCAAUAUUUUGAAAACAUUUUGCAUCAAAUUAAACAGUACUUGCAAAAAUUGCUUUAGACAAUUAAGGAAGAUGCAUAUUACUGUGGUGUGAAAUGUCAAAUCUUUUCAGGCAAAUAACCUGUUAGUGCUCUGAAAACAUUCAUAUUGUGCAUGUAAUGUGGCAGAAUACUUACAUCAAAAGUAAAACCACUAAACUGAGAACCGCUGUAUGAAGGUGGAGACAUGGUGGAGACAAAGCAGAUGAAUAAACUACAGAGCAAAAUAAGUAUCACAAUUAAACUGUUUAAAUUUCAGUAGGCCUACUGAACGUAGUAAUGCAGUAUCAACAUGCAUCUCUUAUCAGAAUUCAUUACAUUACAAGUCUAUUACAUGUUUAUUAAGUGACUUUGUACAAUACAAAUAAAAAAAAUACAGAUGAGUACAUAGCCAAAGCAAAAUAUGGUGUUGACUUUCCUUUCCCACAUAAUCUGAUGACACGUGGAGUUACAGAAAUAUUCCUUUCAUUUAUUUUUGCUCUUUGUAGGACUACUGAAUGUAUUUUGAACAGUCAAUCCUCUUCAGAAACUGGUCAAAGCUUCAGAAAAAUUCUCCAUACAAAAAAAAAACAAAAAACAUUACUUUAGCUGGCUCGGUAUAUAUAAAAAAUAAACUAACUGAAAUAUAA